CCUCGACCCCAGUCUGGCAGCAAACCAUUGGCACCUCAAACGACGGCAGGCACCUCCUUAGCCCCACCGAUGUCGGCCGGCGGUCCACCCUUCGGCACCGGCGCCGGUGCCGACCACCCCCAGACAGACGGACAUCUAAAUAUCUCCCAUUCUCUUGUCGGCUCAUCUCUCGCCUCGUCGAUUGUCGUCUUGCCGGAGCCCAUUCAAUCCGGCCAAGCCACCACAGAGCUCGGACCCCUCUCUAACGCCAGCAUUGGUUUAACAUCUUCGCAAACGGCAAGCUUAUUGGGCCGCGGUCCACCUACGAGCUUGGCCGCCCCUCAUACGGCGAACCCGACCCAGGGCCCCCAUCCAACUGGACCACGUUCUUUUCGUGAUGCGGUUUCUUCCACUGCCAAACCGGGCCAGCAGAGAGAAUUGACGACCUUAGAAGUCGUUGCCCAGUUCCGGGGAUUCAAUGCUGAGAAAUUCUCAGGGCAAGGAGAUCCUCGUUUAGUCGAGGAGUGGAUUCAGGGUCUGGAAUCUAUUUUCGAGAUCACUGAAUACACAGACAGACACCGUAUUCUCUGUGCACAACUUCAGAUGACUGGAGAUGCAAGACUAUGGUGGAACUCUUACUGGGGCAUGCGUCCUGGUGAAAAGAAGCAUCUCACUUGGAUCCAGUUCAAAAAGAUGCUAGAAGAAAAGUACUAUCCAGCUCAUUACCGUGCUGAGAUGGAACGCCAAUUCCUGGCGUUAGUCCAAGGUAAUCGCUCUGUGGGCGAAUACGAGCGAGAGUUUACCAGAUUGGGAUCUUUUGUCAGUUAUUUGAUAGACACGGAGGCCAAGGAAGCAAGGCGCUUCCAAGAAGGGUUACUACCAGUAAUCCGUCACCAUGUAGCCGGGCAUUGCAUUCAGACCUAUGCUGAAGUUGUGACCAAGGAUCAAGAAGUGGAUGCGAGUUUGAGGAGAUGGCCAAGUUCAAGUGCCGCCACUUCUUCAAGUUCCAGUCA
Molecule: messenger RNA, 992 nt
Organism: Striga hermonthica
Lineage: Eukaryota; Viridiplantae; Streptophyta; Magnoliopsida; Lamiales; Orobanchaceae
Source: the annotation of a GenBank genome assembly